This is a messenger RNA of Drosophila miranda, 525 nucleotides long. Its product is annotated as cytosol aminopeptidase-like. Gene Ontology annotation, molecular function: metalloaminopeptidase activity. Lineage: Eukaryota; Metazoa; Arthropoda; Insecta; Diptera; Drosophilidae. The record is from RefSeq and is a predicted model, not a curated record. Gene Ontology annotation, biological process: proteolysis. Bases 1 to 525 code for a protein of 174 amino acids. The transcript has 3 exons.
AUGAAGUCUGUACGCUUGAUGCACGCCCUGUGCAGGCGUGGCCAGCACACAUUCCUGGCCAGACGCAGAGAUGUGGAACAGCGACGGCACUACGCCGAGAAAUGUGACUCGGUGAUCAAAGGCGUUGUGGUGGGCGUGUACGCCAAGGAGGGCGACCGCCAGCCCAAGAUGACACCAUCCGGCGAGAAGUUUGACGAUCGCGUCCAGGGUAAGAUCACUGAUCUCAUACGCGAGACGGGCCUGAGUGGCCAGCUGGGAAAAGGCCGUGUCUUCAUGAACGUGGAUGCGGAGUUCCGUGCGGUGGCCGUGGUCGGCGUGGGACAGGAGGGGGCCGGCUUCAACGACCUGGAGAUGAUCGACGAGGGAAUGGAGAACGCUCGCGUCGCUGCCGGCGCGGCCGAGGGGAGCGCCUUGGCCGUCUGGCGCUACAACACCAACAAGCGCCGUCGGGACCGCACACUCAUUCCCAAACUGGAGCUGUACGACUCUCCCGACUCGGAUGCCUGGAUGCGGGGCCUAUUGUGA